AGGUCAUCUAUAUCCAUGGAACCUUAUUGACUGGCCUGUGUACCUGUUGAAAAUAAGGAGUUCCAACCAUGGUGAACUUCUUUGGUGGACUUCCAUGUAAUCAGUGUGAGAGGAAUGCUUAAAUGAGUAUAGGCUAAAUUGACUUUGACCAUGGCAUCCCAAUCUCAGGAAAAGAGACCCAUCAAACGUUCUCGACUUGGACCUCCUGAUCUUUACCCCCAAGAUCCUCAUCAAAAAGAGGAUGAAUUGACUGGCAGCAAUGUGAAGCAUGGCUUCAGCUAUACACCACAGUUACCUGAUGAAUAUGGUUCAGCUCGCAAUCAUUCUCUUGCUGCCGCAAAGAUCUCAUCCUUCUUCAAUGCAAUAGUGAAUUUGAAGAAGAACAUCAAUACUUUGAGUGAUCCUGGUCGAAAGAGACAGCCUGUAAAUCAUAAGGACAACUUCUGGCUGGUGACAGCUAGGUCAAAGCAGGCCAUUGAUGCCUGGUUCAAGGAUUUGGCUGAUGACAAGCCUCUAUAUGUUCUUGGCAAGAAGGUGCCCAUCUUCAAUAAGAAGGAGGAUAUAUUCUUCAAAUUGAGUGAAUGGGGGGUACCCAUGUUGAGAGCUGCAUGGUACAUAAAAAUGACUUCUGCAUAUGCAACUGCUAUAUCUGAGGUUCGCACGAAGAAGAGUCGACAGUCAGCUGAUCCCACUCAGGAAUGGACACAAACAGUGACACGCUUUCUUCGGGAUCUCCUGGUGAAACUAGCUGAGAAGGAAAGUCAGAGUAAUCUCCCUGUUCUUUCUCCUACCUCUACAACCAUUGACUAUGAGGUCAUCAUGAAGCAGUGGAGAUACUGCUGUCUACUGGCAGCAAAUCUUUAUCAGGAGGGGUUAUUGGAUCGCCAUGAUUUCCUUGGUUGGCUGCUGGAGAUGGUGGAGAAAUGUCGAGGCUGGGAAGAUCCUAUUCUUCGUCUUGUGCUCCCCUUUGCCCUGCAGUAUAUUCAUGAAUUCACUCAAUCAGAGCUCUACUCGCGUAAAAUGGCCCAUACAUGUGCCUUAAAACUCACCCAGAUGGUUGAGGACUGGGCCUCUGGAUCUCGUCCUAAUAGCCCCAUUCCCAACCAGAGCCCAGGUGCAGCUGUGCAGAACUCACCAAGCCUUGCAUCUGUUUUUCGGGAAAUCAUGUUUUGCACUGCCAAUCGACCUCUUCUCCUCAACCUCACUGCUGUUCUCCAGAUUGUGACAUUAGAGUGUAGUACAGCAAUGGUGUGGAACAAUCUGUUGGACUGCAAAUGGGUGUUUCCUCUGAAUUUCUCUCCAUUGGACAUGGCACCUUGUGCUCCAUCUGUCAUGCCAUUGCCUCCAAGACCAGACAAUCAGCAUAUCCGGAGUCAGCUGCGAACAGCAGAGGAAGCAAUCAUCCAGAGAAGUCAGGCUGCUGAGGCAUGUUGGUCCAAUGAGAAACUCACUUCACAUACAGGUGCAAUGAUAGCAAAGGUCCUAUCAGCAUUGGAGUGCCUGGAUCGGCACAGCUUUGAUCGUGUGGACUCAAGUUCUGGGGCCAAUCCUCUAGACUCUCUCUACUCGAAAAUCUUUCAACCAACCUCUUCACCCAACUCACAGGAGCACCCUAUUGAUCCAAGUAGCAUCCCAGGAGAGGAAGCAGUUGUGACAGCUUUGUGUGAAUGGGCAGUGAGCGUCCAACGAUGGGGAGAGCAUCGUGGUCUUGUUGUGAGCAAACUCCUUGAACGACGACAGACUGAAUUGGUAUCUUCAAAUUCUGACAGAGAAUUGCCUGAUGAGAAAGAUUCUGUUUCAUCAGCUCAUCAAAGUCCCAUUGGAACUUAUCCCUAUCAAAAUCUUCUUUUCAAAUUCUUGGACUUGAAGGCACCUGUCAUUGACAAUACUCCAACGCCGCAAGCAAAGGCUGAGUUUGCCAACUUGGUGCUCCUCUUCUACGAACUCAUUCGCAAUGAUGUCUUUUCGCAUGAUGCAUACAUGUGCACACUCAUCUCCCGGGGUGAUUUGAAUCAGCAGGGUCCAGCAAAUCUGCCCACUCCAGCCCCUCCUGUUCCCAGUAGUUCUUCCUUCAAAAUCUCCCCUGAAAAGUCUCUCUUUGAAAGUCAUGACCCCCAUGGGCUUGACUUCGAUGAAGGGAUUCGUGAUGAUCUAAACAAACUGAUCCAACGAAUCUCGCAUGUGGACAAUCCUGAUUCCCCAAAAGAUGAACAUGGAGGUCCACUGGGAGGACGACUGGGACCCUUUGUAGCACCACCAGGGCUCACAGUGUCCCGUCACCUUCUCUACACAACCCACUUCCCCCUCCUCAUAGAAGAAUGGACUACACAUGAGAGCAAUCAACGCAGUGUUCUCCUUUUUGGUGUUGGAAGAACCCGGGAUGAAGCCCGGCAUCUCGUUAAGAAGAUCAACAAGGAGGUCACCCGGCUUUUCAACAAGAAAUUCAGUAUUGAUGUGGCUGAAGGUGGAAAAGUGAAGAAGUCCUGGAAGGGGGAAUAUUCCUUGGAGAUGCUGCAGAGCAAGUUUUCAUCCCUGUCCUACUUUGAUCAGCAUGCUGUGGUGUCAUCUGGCCUGAGCACAGUGAUUGAGAUGCUGGCUUCCUUCAUAUCCAGCUCUGGGUCUCAUCUACCCCUCCCUGAUCAUCUUGCAUUCCUCUUUUCUCUCAUGGAGAAUGCCCUUUACAUCCAUGGCAUGCUUGAGUUCUCUGUUCAGUUGCUGAAGGACUUACAUGAUGUUGAAGCAUUACUCAGUGGACGAGGGUCACUCAUCCUUGCAAACUAUGCUUCUCAGCUGGCAUUAUUUGUUGUUGGGAUUCUUCGCCGGUAUCACUGCUGCCUCCUCGUUUUUCCAGAGCUGACAGCCCAAGCAUUUGAAGCAUUGUGCAGGCUGGUGAAGAAUGUGACCAACCCAGCUGAUUGUUCAUCAACAGAGCGCUGCAUUCUUUCACACUUGGUGGACCUCUACACAUCAUCUCACUAUCUCAAGACCAAGCAUGAGUGGGAGUUUGGAUAUACAUUUGCCAAUGCAUAUCCAAAGAUAAAAAAUGUUCUCUAUGCUCCUCUUCAGCCUGCUACUUCCAAUCUUGUCUGGAAUACUGCUUUCAUGAAGGACUACUUUGUGGAUCCGAAGAUGAAGGUAGAUCCCCUACUUUUGAAGCAGUUGAAUGAAGCUCCUGGCAGUCGUUACAGCUUUGUCUGUAAUGCAAUUGAGGUGUGCAACACUGUUUUGGAUGCAUCUUCCAAUACUACUGAUGCUGAGCGCUUGAACAAUAUUGCUGCCCUCUGUGCAGAGAUGACAGCACGUUGCAAUGCCCUUUCCGCUGAAUGGCUUGGGGUGUUAACAGCAUUAUGCCAGAGUACUCCCGGAUACAUUGAUGUACAAGCAAGAUUGGAUGUCUCUGACCUCUCCCUUCACCGCAACCUUGCCACAUUCACUUCAGUCUUAGUGGCAAGACACACAUUCCCUCUAGAGGACUUUGUCAAGCAUGUUGCCAUCAAAUCUCUGGUCAAUGCUUGGAGGCGAGGGAACCCUGAAGCAGAGCCUGGAGCACGCCUGACAUGUCGUCUGCUUUUACAACUCUUCAAAACAGUGGAUUGUCCUUUGCAGCUACCUCUUCUAUCUGGACACCUUACUCCUUCAUCCCUGGGAUCAUCUUCUUCAAAAAGUUUUUCAAUGAACUGUGAUCGACACCUCCUCACUGCAGCUCAUACCAAUAUCAGUGUUGGGGCCAUAUUGGCAGUUCUCAAGGCCUUACUUCUUCUUGGAGACACAAAGCAGAGUGGGGGGGAUGGGAGCUGGCGAGGGGAAGGCGCACGAUCCAAUCCUCUGGAGCCUACAAUAUCUGAUAUCCUUGGCACUUCUGACCUGUCGUCCUCAUCUGCUCAUUCCUUCCUCAGUGGAGCAUUGAAGGGGGGUGUGAAGAGUGGAGUUGAGUCAGCCUCUUUAGAUGCCUAUGCCUCCCAUGUGCUCCUUCAGAUCUGUUCUCAGCCCUGGGUCAGGGAGAGAUUGCUUCGCAAUCCCGACCACCUUUGCACUCCAGAGUUGCUACUUGACAAUACAUUAUCUCAAACUCAGGCUCAACGAUUGCUCCGCUUGAUCUGCCACCCAGAUAGUCCACUGCCAGUGAUUGGUGAAAACUUUGAUCAGAAGCAGGCAAUAAGUCGACUACUUCAAACAUUGAAUCAGUGGAACUUGAGAGCAGCUUGGCUUGAUCUUCAGUUGAUGUUCAAGCAAUGUUUGAAUCCUCAAGCAGAACGCAAAUGGGUGGAAGCUGUUGCUCAGACCACCAUGGAUGCUUUCCAUGCUGCCCCUGACUCACCUGAUGCCCAGAAACAAAGUGGAGAUAAGGAUGAUACUCCUGAAGCCCUGUGGUUAAUUGCACCUCUUGUGGCCAAACUUCCGAAUGUUGUCCAAGCCCAAGUCCUCAAGGAAGCAGGAAACUUGCUGGAGAAUGGAAACCUGUCCUCAACAAAAGUAGGUGGGAAGGAGCGGGAAAAGGGGGGAGCAUCCAAGAAAGGGAAUCGUUUAACUCGAAAACAGCCAUUUUUGGCUCUCCUUCGUACAUGUCUCAAAGACCAGGAUAUGGAUCAGAAAGAAGUCCUCCUGGAAUCUCUUCAUCAGCAACUCAAGCAACUCACACAGCUAGUUCAUAGUGAUAAGCACUGCCUGUUUGAUGAUCAGUUUCGAUCUGUGCUGGGGGAAGCUCUGCAGCUGCGUCUGAGCAUUGUUGGCUGGAUGUUUGACACCAUCCAACAGUCUAUGAAUUUAAUGAAGGAGUUUGCUGAGCUCCUUGUCCAGCUCAUCUAUUAUGGGAUCAUUGAUACCAACAACAACAGUGAGCUUCUGAGCAUUCAACCAGAUGUUGGGGAACGGGAUCCAGCUGCAAUGCGCCUCGUUAGACAGCUUCUUCCUUUCCCCAAGAAGAUGGUGGAAGUCAUCACUGUGGAACCUAUGGGAACUCUCACUGACACCAAGGGUCAUCGCAUUGACUUCCAUAUGGACAAAAAACAGGGAUUACAAGUAUCAGAGAGGCAGAGAUUGAGCCCCUGGGAAGUAUUUGAAGGACAGCGUACCCCAGCCCCUCUUGCAUGGGCUUGGUUUGGUGCAACAAAAGUGGAACGGAAGUCCCUGCACUAUGAAGAAUCUCACCGCCUUCUUCUCCAUCAUGAUCAUAGUUUGAGGAAACCUGAUUCCUAUUUCUUAGAGCCACUCAUUCUGCCUCCAGAAGAUCUAGAACCCCCUCCUGAGAAGCAGAUGAAGGAAGAGGAGAAGAGUGGGAGGGACACUCCAGGCUCAUCAGAUUCCAUGCGGGGCAUUUCCAAAAGUGCCAAACGCCCAGCACGCAAGCGACGGCAGGGCCAGCAGAACCCACCACAGCAGCCACGAAUCAUGAAUGGACAGGCUCCCAUGCCGAGUCCAAUGGGUGGACCAGGAUUCCAGGGUGGAUUCCAAGGAGGACCAGGAGGGAUGUACCCUCAAGCCCCCCAACAACAGCAACAGCACUGGGGUUAUGGUAGUCAACAGGGCCCACCUUAUUACCCACCUCACAUGGGUCCUCCAGGACCAAGAUUUGAGAGGCCUCCACUGUCACAGAGCAAACAGGCACUGUCAACAAUGCUUAGGCAGAGACAUCCACAUGCAUCUCCUUAUAUGGGUGCUGGUGGAGGAGCUCCCCAGCAACCUCCCUUUGCAAACAUGAGAGGCAUGGUGCCAACUGCACAACAGGCACCCAUGAUGAGGUUCCCACCUCAAGGCAUGCCACAGAUGAAUCCAAGCAUGCCACAAAUGCAGCAAGGUGGAGCUGGAGGAGGAGGGUACAUGGGAGGCUAUGGAAAUCAGGGCAUGAUGGGAGAUGGGAAUCAAGGGAUGACAGGUGGAUUUCCCCAGGCAGGAUAUUCUGGAGGGCCAGGACCUGGACCAGGACCAGGCCCAGGUCCUCCCAUGCCCUUGAGAGGGAAUCAACCACAGGCCUUCAUGCAGGGCCCACGUCCUAUGGGACCACAAGUCCAAAGAUCCAUGUCUCCAUAUGGAAUGGGAAAUGGAAAUGUGAAUGUAAAUGUUCAAGGAGCUGGAAUGUAUCCUCCUCGUGGACCACCUAUGGGUCCACCCCAGAAUCCCAUGCAGUUCCAAAUGCGACAGCAGCAGAUGAUGGCAAUGCAGCAGCAACAGGCUCAGCCUCAACAGCAGCAGCAACAACAACAGCAGCAGCAGCAGCAGCAACAGCAGCAGCAAAUGAUGAAUCCACAGCAGCAGGGUGGAUCAGGGCCCCAGGGAGGGAUGAUGCCCAUGCGAGGGAUGACCCCUGGCCCGGUUCCCAAUAUGCCUCAGGGUUCUCAACAAGGGAUGUAUUCCCAGCCAUAUUGAGGAGAAUGGACAGGGGGUCCAGGGAAGGAUGACCCCAGCACAAUCCUAAGGACUGUCAAUCUACAAAAAUUCCUUGCCAUGAUGAGGAGAAUCCAAGAUCUCACCAUCAUCUAUUUAUUAUUAUUUUUUUAAUGUUACUGCCUG
Molecule: messenger RNA, 6507 nt
Organism: Darwinula stevensoni
Lineage: Eukaryota; Metazoa; Arthropoda; Ostracoda; Podocopida; Darwinulidae
Source: the annotation of a GenBank genome assembly